Molecule: messenger RNA, 747 nt
Organism: Rhizopus microsporus ATCC 52813
Lineage: Eukaryota; Fungi; Mucoromycota; Mucoromycetes; Mucorales; Rhizopodaceae
Exons: 3
Coding region: 1-747 (248 amino acids)
Source: RefSeq, a predicted model, not a curated record
AUGGAGGAACAAAAUCAGCCGAUAUCCAUUGCAAACUGCCAUUUUCAUCAAACAUGUCGAUCUUCACAACUAAACCAACGUGCGCCAACAUUUGGCCACACAUUCGAAGUACAGGGGUCGGUUCCAAACUUGUACUGCAUUAAUUACAUCCAUUAUACGUCUGGACCAAAGCGAGGAACCAAAAGUGAGGCCGUCAUCGUGUCAUUUUGCUACGUCACCACAGCAUACGAAAAUAUUCAUCGAUCAGGUCAGUUGGACAAAGGGGUACGUAAUGCUAAAUGUAGAAUGACUAGGCAACUACGUUCACAGUUCCACCAUCCAACCACUUAUUACCUCUGCCGUGCAUCCAGCGAUGCCACAUUACUUAGUCACUUACAGCCCUACACAGUCUUCACCUACUGCGAUUAUGAAGGCUCAACAAAAUUGAUGGACAAUGAAAACGCCUCCAUGAUCGCAUCUCGACUUUUCCAGCAGAUCGCUUAUUCCAUCAUUCAUUCGCCUUCCGAAGCACACCUUGACAAGGAUUUUGUUGCUUCGUUGCAUGACAAAUGCAAAAAUAAUGGGAAUAUCAAGAAAUUAUUUGGGGAUCUUUUGCAUCUGUUUGGCGACAUGGAGAUGGCAAUCAUCGGCAACAGUAUUUUGAACAACCAAAUUCUACAACAUAUGGCAGCAAUCAUGUCAUCCGAUAUUUCCAAGGCAAAUGAAACAGUGGCCCUCCGUAUCCAAAAACAAUUGCGCGCGUAUUAA